Molecule: messenger RNA, 3368 nt
Organism: Crotalus tigris (Tiger rattlesnake)
Lineage: Eukaryota; Metazoa; Chordata; Lepidosauria; Squamata; Viperidae
Gene: ST8SIA1
Product: ST8 alpha-N-acetyl-neuraminide alpha-2,8-sialyltransferase 1
Exons: 5
Coding region: 461-1486 (341 amino acids)
Biological process (GO): N-glycan processing; oligosaccharide metabolic process
Molecular function (GO): alpha-N-acetylneuraminate alpha-2,8-sialyltransferase activity
Source: RefSeq, a predicted model, not a curated record
CCCUCCUCUCCUGCUGACGGCCGCCUCUUUUCUCCCCCGGCUUGCCCUCCCCGCGCCUCAUUUCCUCGCCAGCCGGGCUAGAGGAUGGAUGGUGGAGGGGAGUCGCCGCCGCCGCCGCCGCCGCCCUUCUAAGCGAAGGAGGCCCUGCGCGGUCCCUUCCCGCGGCCAAAAGGGACCCGAGUCGCCCGCUCGCUUGGGCUGGGCAGUCCGGAGGCCAGCCGAUCGGCCGGCCGGCUCCUGCAUCCUCAUCAGCGGCAGCAGCAGCAGCCUCGAAAACCUCGCGUCCCGCGGCUAAGCGGGAGGUCCGCGGGGGCGCCCCUGCAUAGCGGGCCUGGAGUGGCCCGCCUUCCUUCCCGCCGGACCCUGAAGGAGAAGGCGACGAGGGGGGGGCGUUUUCGUCUCCCGCCCUCGACCUCCCCAGGACUGGCGACCUGCUUCGGCAGGGGCCGCAUGCGGAGGAAUGCGGAGGAUGGCGCCGGCGCUGGCGCUCUGCAAAGGCCGGCGCACGCGGUUGCCGGUGGGCGCCAGCGCGUUGGGCUUCCUGGUGCUCUACUGGCUGUACGUCUUCCCGGUCUACCGGGUGCCGGACGAGAAGGAGAUCGUGCCCGAGGUGCUCCGGCAUCAGGGCAAAGCUUGGCGGAGGAACCUGAGCGCCGCGGCCGAGUUCAGGAAACUUCUCAAAGACUGUUGCGAUCCGAGCCAUCUCGUUGCAAUGACGAAACAAAAUUCGCCAGUGGGAAAGAGCGUCUGGUACGAUGGCGAAUUUCUGUACUACUUCACAAUCGACAACGAAACCUUCUCACUCUUUCCAGAGGAGAUUCCAUUCCAGCGGCCAUUGAAGAGAUGUUCUGUGGUGGGCAACAGUGGCAUUCUGAAGAACAGCCGCUGCGGCAAGCAGAUCAAUCAAGCGGACUUUGUCAUGAGAUGUAAUCUUGCUCCACUAGGCAAUGCAUACAGCAAUGAUGUAGGAUCAAAAACUCAACUGGUAACUGCAAAUCCCAGCAUAAUUAAUAACAGAUUCCAGAAUCUUCUUUGGUCCCGAAAAACAUUUGUGGACAGCGUUGAAGUCUACAACCAGAGCUACAUCUAUAUGCCAGCUUUCUCCAUGAAAAUAGGGACUCAACCUUCUCUCCGAGUGUACUAUACCCUCACUGACGUGGGAGCCAAGCAAAAGGUGAUCUUUGCCAACCCUAACUUCCUACGGGACAUUGGCAAGUUUUGGAAGAGCAAAGGGAUUCACGCUAAGCGGCUUUCAACCGGCCUCUUCUUGGUCAGCGCAGCUCUUGGUCUUUGUGAAGAAGUGACAAUUUAUGGUUUCUGGCCCUUUUCAGUGGACCUCCAUGGGCGGUAUAUUAGCCAUCAUUACUACGAUAACAUCUUGCCAGAUUCCGGCUUCCACGCCAUGCCGGAGGAAUUCUUACAGCUGUGGUUUCUCCACAAGAGAGGAAUCUUACGAAUGCAGCUGGAGGAUUGUGAGGAUUCUUGAUUUUGCUCUACAAAGGAGCACAAAACGUUUGUGUUUUUACAGUUGCCGAUGUUUACUUGAUUUGCCAUCGGCAUAAAGAACAAACCAAGGAAUAUUGUGGGGUGGGGGUGGGUGAGAGGGGUUUGUGGAAACCUUUUAACAAAUGUGCAUGCUAUUGUAGGGAAAAUAGCACGAAGGAACAUUAGAUAUGUCCAGUGCCUUCAGUUCAUAAAAAAUUAAUAAAGAUGCAACAUCUCCAGGGGGGCUGCUUCCCCCCCCCCACAGCCGAGCAUGCAUCCAAGAUGCAUUUUUAGUAAAUUAAAAAUUGAUGUAGCCCAACCCGUUAAUCAAAAGUAGCUGUUUCGGUAUUUAUUGGUGCUUAACGUUUUACUUUUACUGAAUUACAAUUGAUAUCUUACAUUGGAGAAAUGGAUGGGAAUGUUUGAGAAUAUUUGAACAGUCGGCAACUUAUCAGGACCUGCUGAGGGUCAAAAAUCACAUCACUCAAGAAGGGCCUUGUUAGGAGAAACAUAGAUUACCAGGAUAGGUUAACAAACAUUACUUAAAGGAUGAUUGCUAUUAACAUCAGUGUUCCAUAGAUGCUUGGCUUAAUUCAAUUUGAGUUUGCUCCAAUCUUAUUUAAAGUAUACAGUGUUUGUGUGUGUGUGUGCAUGUACACACACACACACAAACACACGUGCAGCAUAUACAUGUAUGUAUGUCUGUGUAUAUAUACAUACACAUACAUAUAACAACGUACAUUAAAAGUUUUAACUGCAGUGAUAAGAACUGAAACUAUAACAACAGAGAAAACUAAAAGAAAACAGAAAUAAAAGAAAAGCUAAAAGCGCCGUAAGAAAAAAAGUUAGAAGGAAGUGCGAAACAGGGAAAUUAAUGAUAUAUACCAAGGGGAGGCAACGUUGGCUCUUUUAUGACUCGUGGACUUCAACUCCCAGAAUUCUUGAGCCAGUAUGGCUCCUCUUGGAAACCUCUCCCUUUCCCCUCAGCAUGGCUGGCUCAGGAAUUCUGGGAGUUGAAGUCCACGAGUCAUAAAAGAGCCAACGUUGCCUACCUUUGAUACAUACAAAGAAGUAGGUUGCAAUAGUCUUCCCAGCAGGUAUAAGCACAAUGAUAUUUUAACCUCCCUCUCUAAUGUCACAUCACGACAUGCUGCAUCUUGGUGAAAAACUAUGCUGUCUAUUCAUCAAAACCAUAAGUCACAAGGCAGCACUGAUGUUCCCUAUUUUGGGCAAUGAAACUUCUGCAAGACAACAAGCAAGCUUAGAGAGCACCAAGGACCCCUCAUUUUCAACCCUGAACUACAAAUGUUCUCUUUUAUUGGUACAAGGUGAUGGGUUUCAUUUUAGGCCAAAAGUCCAUCGCAGGGUUUCCACUCACCAAUACGUGUAGAUCUUCUCCUUUCUCCAAUCAGAAUAGUCCCUUUGCCCACCUCAACAAGUUCUGUCACCGUCACCACCCACUCUUCCAACCUAACAAAAACAAUUUUGCAUGAAAUUAUAUUUCCGUUUUACUCUGGAGCUGGAAUAGCAGAAUAACCCUGGGCCAAAUGACUGGCGGUGUGGAGUGAAAGAGAACACCUUUUAAGUUUUUCCUCCAUCUUAGUCUCCAUUUCAGGAAGCUGCACAGAUUUAAGAAAUGUUACGUCAUAGGGAGCACUUCCUGACAUAAACAUAAGGCAAGACUUAAGGCAAGAUCAGCUUGGCCAUGUAGCACUUCUUGUAUUUAGAUAUGAGGUGCAAAAAUGAUCCCCGGUUAGCUAGGAUCAAGUCCAAUUACUGGUUAGCCCAGUGGUUUUCAACCUUUUUAAUGCCGCGACUUCCUACCGGUCGUAAGUUGAGGACUACUCAACUGGUCGUAAGUCGAGGACUACUCAACUGGUGCA